AUGUCCGUUAAGACUGAAUCUGCUGCUUCAUCCGAUACUGUUGAGGUUAACAGUGUAGGAUCAGUUGAAAAUCAAUCUGCUCCGUUUACUGACGAACAGAUGAAAAUGGAGAUUAAAUGCAAGACAAGCGAUGGAGGGUUGAUUAGUGUUCGUGUUUCGCAUCUUCUUCAAAGCAGCGUUUUUAAGGACAUGUAUAAGGAUUUGGACAUGAAGCCUGAGGACUUGGAAAAAUUUGAGUUUCCAGUUAAUGUUGAGGCAAAUGUUUUCUCGAAAGUGGUUGAAUGGUUGGGGGAACAUAUUGGCAAGCCUGAUCCUAAAAUUGAAGAUGAUCCAGCUACUCGACAGCGAAAAUCUCUUAAUUUUUCUGAAUAUGAGACUGACUUCCUCAAGGUCGGUGUUGAGGAGCUUGGAAAUUAUAUUAAGGCUGCCAACUACUUGCACAUUAAAUCUCUGUAUUAUUCUGGUUGCCAGGCUAUGGCUGCUGCUAUUGGAAAUAAGACUCCAGAAGAGCUUCGAGAACUUUUUGGACUUGACGAUGACUUGACGGAAGAGGAGAAGGCUGACAUUCGCCGUCGUAAUAUGUGGUGUAACUAUUAAAAAAAUAUUUUUUUGUGGAAACAAAAUUGA
Messenger RNA from Meloidogyne enterolobii, 627 nucleotides. The record is from the annotation of a GenBank genome assembly. Lineage: Eukaryota; Metazoa; Nematoda; Chromadorea; Rhabditida; Meloidogynidae.